AUGCAGCUGCCAUAUCGACUGUACGAUCCACCCUGGCCGGACUUGACGAUCUCAGCAAGAACGUUGCAAUUCGCGACCUCCAGGCUUCCUUUGCAUGCACCGUCGGGAUCGGCAGCGAGGCCUGGGAUCAGGUUACCAACGGCCUGGCUCGACCGGGAGCUUCACGACUUUCCCACAGUCCAAGGCAAAGUCCACACUGCCGUUAGCACGCCCGGAGAUUUGCUCUUCCACAUUCGAGCAGAUCGUCGGGACUUAUGCUUCGAGUUUGAGCGACAGCUGAUGGAUCUGCUCAGCGACACAGUCACCGUUGUUGACGAAACCGUAGGGUUUCGCUAUUUUGACGUCCGAGACCUUUUGGGUUUUGUCGAUGGCACUGCUAACCCUGCGGGUUCCGCAGUGGACGACUCGAUCCUUGUUACAGAACAAGACGUCAGUGAUGGUUCAGAAACCGCCGUUGGAGGCAGCUACAUCGUGGUACAGAAGUACGUGCACGACCUGAAAGCCUGGCGUAACUUGUCCACGGAGCAACAGGAAGCCGUUAUCGGGCGUACCAAAUUGGACAACAUUGAGCUCGAUGAUGCUCCGGACGGCCGGCAAGCCGCACAUAAGACCCUGACUACUAUUGCAGAUGAGGCCGGCAACGAGUACAGUAUCCUGCGAGACAAUAUGCCAUUCGGCAAUUCAGGAGCCAAAGAGUUUGGGACUUAUUUCAUCGGCUAUUCAAGACGGCUCUGGGUGAUUGAAAAGAUGCUGAAUCGCAUGUUUGUUGGGGAUCCGCCGGGGCUGCAUGAUCGUAUCCUCGACUUUUCCAGACCGUUGACCGGGUCUACAUUCUUCGCACCAGCUGCUAGCGUCCUUGCCGGGUUGGCCUCCGGUUGA
Exophiala dermatitidis NIH/UT8656 is the source of this 879-nucleotide messenger RNA. Its product is annotated as iron-dependent peroxidase. Gene Ontology annotation, cellular component: cytosol. The transcript has a single exon. NCBI's taxonomy places the organism in Eukaryota, Fungi, Ascomycota, Eurotiomycetes, Chaetothyriales, Herpotrichiellaceae. Gene Ontology annotation, molecular function: heme binding; peroxidase activity. The coding region runs from base 1 to 879 and encodes 292 amino acids. The record is from RefSeq and is a predicted model, not a curated record.